AUGGCAAAAAUAAUUCUGUUUUGUGUACUCAGUCUUUUGGCCUGUGCCGCAGGUCAACGCAUUACGACCAUUCAUCUGGAUGGUGUACAGUACUUCAUCAGUCGUAUGAACCCGUACUCGCCCGAACUGAAUUACUUCCUGGCAUAUCAGUAUUGCCGAUCUUUGGGCUUGCAGCUGGCCUCCUUUGAGACUAAGGAGAAGGCCGAGUCAAUGACCACCUAUCUGAAGAACGCCGGUUACGGCAACUAUGAUUUCUGGACAUCUGGAAAUCGUUUGGGCACGGGCAUGUUCCUAUGGAUGAGCACCGGUUUACCGUUCAAUGCUACAUUCGACUUUUUCGAAAACUCUGCCGAUGCUAUACAGGCUGGCCUCCUGGACCCUGUCGAUCACAAUAGCAACACCUCGCCACAACGUACAGCACGCGACAGCAGCAGUGGCGCCGAGAAGGGUUGUGUCAUUCUGAAGCAACCCACACUCAAAUGGAUGCCCGAGGACUGUUCGGCCGUUAAGGACUUCAUCUGUGAGCAGACCCGUUGCUAUUAUUACAAUUAUGGCAGCAUCCCAGUGUCUUCUGCGCAGGGGUAA
Messenger RNA from Scaptodrosophila lebanonensis, 585 nucleotides. RefSeq lists its product as uncharacterized. The record is from RefSeq and is a predicted model, not a curated record. The transcript has 3 exons. Gene Ontology annotation, biological process: biological process involved in interspecies interaction between organisms. Gene Ontology annotation, cellular component: external side of plasma membrane. The coding region runs from base 1 to 585 and encodes 194 amino acids. Lineage: Eukaryota; Metazoa; Arthropoda; Insecta; Diptera; Drosophilidae. Gene Ontology annotation, molecular function: carbohydrate binding.